Molecule: messenger RNA, 870 nt
Organism: Aspergillus fischeri NRRL 181
Lineage: Eukaryota; Fungi; Ascomycota; Eurotiomycetes; Eurotiales; Aspergillaceae
Product: DUF1774 domain-containing protein
Exons: 4
Coding region: 1-870 (289 amino acids)
Source: RefSeq, a predicted model, not a curated record
AUGGCUAUUUACAAUCCGUUCGCCAGGCGCGAAUCCCACGGCCGUUAUGCGCUGUCGACGUAUCGUGUCCUUGUUCCUCUAACAUGGCUGCUCGUCGUCAUAUUUGGUGUCUACUACACUUUGCACUCUCCAGAUGAUGUCAAGCAUGGUCGUAAAAUCUUCAAACAGGGACACGUUCACAUCACUCCCUUCAGUUUGAACACCACGAUUACUGAGAUUUACUGGGUUCUUCUGCUCCUCACGCAGCUCAGCUAUGUUUACCAUCUGUUCUCAAAUGAUGGCGCCAUCGCCAACGCAGCUGCCAACGUCGGAUCUCACUUCAUCUUGAACAACCUCUUUACCCUCGCCUGGAUCCUUUUGUGGACUCGCGGCCACUUCUGGGCCUCAGAAAUCAUGCUGGCGGCAAACUACCUCAACCAGCAUGCUGCCUACUGGCGUCACCGGGCCCUGCCGACGUUCGUACAUCUAUCGGCAAUUGCAGGCCCCUACGCCUGGACGCUGAUGGCACUUUUCUGGAAUGGAGCCGUCGCAGUUGGCAGCAAUAGUUUCCCUGCGCGUAUUGCCGCCAAUAUCUUCAUCUGGUUGAUUUUCGCCUUCGGCUCGACCCACAUCAUGGCAACCCAGGAUGACCUCUUGGGCUACUGUCUGACUUUCUUGACUCUUGCUUUGGCCGUCAAGCAACUGGCAAUCAAGGUCAUUGCGCUACAAUGGAUCUUUGCCUUUGUCAUCUUCGCUGUCUUCCUCGUCGAGUCGAUUUACCUCUCUAGCACCAAGUACUCCGGUCGCGACUCGCUAUUCCGUAGAAUCACGGAGCCCGAGCCUACUGACCGCGAGAGAGAGCCUCUGCUCAACAGUGCCGCCAAUCCUUAA